AUGAGUCAAAAUAAUGUUCAUCAUCGAAAACGAGUCGUACGUCGGCAUUAUAAUCUCACCGAUGAUAAACAACAUAUACAAGAUGAAUCAUUAACUAUCUUUGAUAAACAACAACAACAACAACAACAAGAGCUGCAAGAACAACAACAUCGUGCGUCUUUUUUCCGAAAAAAACCGGGAGGAUUGAUAUGUACGAUAUGCGAUGGACCUGCACAUGGUUAUAAUUUUGAUGCUGUUACUUGUGAAUCUUGUAAAGCAUUUUUUCGACGAAAUGCUUUAAAAUUUGACGAAAAAGUUAAAUGUCGAAUAAAUGAUGGUAAUUGUAUUAUAAAUAUGACAACAAGAAAACGAUGUAAAGCUUGUCGAUUAGCCAAAUGUUUUGAACAAGGUAUGAGAGCAGAUUGGAUAUUAACAGAUGAAGAACGUAUGAAUAAAAGACGAAAAAUUGAAGAAAACCGUCGUCUUCGUAAAUUAGUAUAUCCUGAUUCAGCAGAUUCAGAUGACGUCUCGAAAUCACCAUAUGUUGAUUUAAAAAGUGAACUAAUGGAAAGUGAUAAUAAAGAAUAUUCUACUGUUUCAACUUCUAUAUUAUCUUCAGAAGAUUUAUUUAAAAUUGAACAAAUUAAACACGCAUAUGCAGAUUCAGUUCGUCUUACAUCAUUACCACGUGAAAUUCCUUCGUAUCCUAACACAACAAAACUAAAUUUUCCGUUUGAAAUGAUCAACCUUCCUUCAAAUCUUCAAGCAUCACGUCUUAUUACAUUUUUAAAACUUAUCCCUGAAUUUUCAUCAUUGGAUGAACAUGAUAAACUAGUUUUAAUUAAACAUAAUACAUUUCCAUUAUUAUUUAUACGUUCAGCAUUGGUAUAUAAUCGUUCUACAGAUAGUUAUUAUGAUCAAGGCACAGACGAUUGUGUAUUCUCUGGUAAAGAUUUAAUCCAAUGUUUUAGUCUAGAUCAAUACGAAAAAUCAACACGUUGUGUAUGUCGCGUAAUGGAUGCUUCACAAAAUGAUCCUUUUGUAGUACAAAUAUUUUUAUUAAUUAUGAUAUUAUCCAAAGGUUCAUCCGUAUGUACAUAUACUGAAGAAUUUGAACCUGUAGCAAAUAAUAUCCAAUCAUUAUUUCAUACACAAAAUAUUUUUGUUAAUUUAUUAUUAAAAUAUUGUGAAAGUAAAUUUGGUUAUACUCAAACAGUUCAUAUUUGGUUAAAACUUGUUAUGUCAUCAAUAGAUGCACAUUUACAAUCACAUAAUACUCGGUAUGAUUUUGUUAAAAAAGAUGAUGUUGCAGAGCAACUUGUCCCGUUAAUGAAAUCCGUUUUAUUAAACGCUUGA
This is a messenger RNA of Adineta steineri, 1335 nucleotides long. NCBI's taxonomy places the organism in Eukaryota, Metazoa, Rotifera, Eurotatoria, Adinetida, Adinetidae. The record is from the annotation of a GenBank genome assembly.